Rubroshorea leprosula is the source of this 2801-nucleotide messenger RNA. The record is from the annotation of a GenBank genome assembly. NCBI's taxonomy places the organism in Eukaryota, Viridiplantae, Streptophyta, Magnoliopsida, Malvales, Dipterocarpaceae.
AGGGUUUUCUUUUUCUCCGUUUUAGAUUCAAGAAUCCAGGUUCCACCCCACUUUCGUCCCAGCUCAACUCGCCGGAGUCAACUCAGCUCUGGAUAUCCUUUUUUCCAAUCAAUUGAUCUAGAUUGUUGGUUCAAAGCUGGGAUUUUUGAGGUGGGGUUUUUUGGGAUUCCAAUGGAAGCAUCAGUAGAUGGUUCUAAUACCAAGAAUAAUGACGGGGUUGGGAAUUUGAUGGCUGCAAGGAAUUCACUAAAACUAAGCUUAGAGAAAUCAAAAGCUCUAGGGUUAGCUCUUGAAAAGGCAGGACCGAGGUUGGAGGAGAUUAGUCAAAGAUUGCCUUCUUUGGGAGCUGCAGUCCGCCCCAUUCGUGCAGAUAAGGAUGCCCUCCUUGCUGUUGGAGGCCACAUUAACCGAGCUGUGGGACCUGCCGCAGCUGUGCUUAAGGUUUUUGAUGCAGUUCAUGGGCUUGAAAAGUCACUGCUAUCUGAUCCUCGGAAUGAGCUUCCUGGGUAUUUGUCAGUGUUAAAACGCCUUGAAGAGGCAUUGCAUUUUCUGGGGGAUAAUUGUGGAUUGGCAAUCCAGUGGUUGGAGGACAUAGUGGAGUACUUGGAGGAUAACAGAGUUGCUGAUGAGCUGUUUCUCUUGAAUCUGAAGAAGUCAUUGAAGGGUCUGAGGGAAUUGCAAAAUGGUGAAAGAGCACGACUUGAUGGUGGGCUUCUCGAUGCUGCUUUAGAUCAAUUAGAAAAUGAGUUUAGACGUCUAUUGACAGAGCAUAGUGUGCCACUUCCAAUGUCUUCUCCUUCAUCACUUGGAGAACAAGCAUGCAUUGCUCCAUCACCUUUGCCAGUUUCUGUUAUUCAAAAGCUGCAAGCAAUUAUCGGUAGACUCAUUGCCAAUAAUAGACUUGAGAAGUGCAUAUCAAUAUAUGUUGAAAUUCGCAGUGCCAACGUGAGAGCUAGUUUGCAGGCACUGGAUUUGGACUAUCUCGAGAUAUCUGUGUCAGAAUUCAAUGAUGUGCAGAGCAUAGAAGGAUACAUAGCACAGUGGGGAAAGCAUUUGGAGUUUGCAGUGAAGCAUUUGUUUGAGGCAGAGUUCAAACUUUGUAAUGAUGUGUUUGAGAGGAUUGGUCUAGAUGUUUGGAUGGGCUGCUUUGCUAACAUAGCAGCACAAGCAGGCAUUCUUGCUUUUCUACAAUUUGGGAAGACUGUUGCAGAGAGUAAGAAAGAUCCUGUCAAGCUUAUUAAGUUGUUGGAUAUAUUUGCAUCUCUAAACAAAUUGAGAUUGGAUUUCAACCGGCUUUUUGGAGGACCAGCAUGUGCUGAAAUCCAAAACCUUACAAGAGAUCUCAUCAAAAAGGUCAUUGAAGGGGCUGCUGAGAUAUUCUGGGAACUUCUUUUUCAGGUGGAAUUGCAGAGGAAGAGUCCACCCCCGCAGGAUGGGAAUGUUCCAAAAUUGGUGUCUUUUAUUACCGAUUAUUGUAAUAAACUGCUUGCGGAAAAUUAUAAGCCAAUCCUAAUCCAAGUUCUGGUCAUACACCGUGGUUGGAAGCAUGAGAAGUUCCAAGAGAAGCUCCUUGUUAGUGAGAUUUUGAAUAUUAUCAAAGCUGUUGAACUGAAUUUGGACAUAUGGAUGAAGGCCUAUGAGGAUCGUAAUCUGUCCCGUCUUUUUGCAAUGAACAACCACUGGCAUUUGUAUAAGCAUCUAAGGGAUACAAAACUUGGGGAUCUCUUGGGGGAGACUUGGUUGAGAGAACAUGAGCAGUCCAAAGACUAUUAUGCCACUGUUUUCUUGAGUGACAGCUGGGGCAAGCUUCCUGGUCAUUUGAGUCGCGAAGGUCUGAUUCUGUUCUCAGGUGGGCGUGCCACUGCUCGUGAUCUUGUAAAGAGAAGGCUGAAAACAUUCAAUGAGGCUUUUGAUGAGAUGUACAAGAAACAGUCUAUAUGGGUUAUAUCAGAAAAAGAUCUCAGAGAGAAGACAUGUCAACUUAUAGUACAGGCAGUAGUGCCUGUUUAUAGAAGCUAUAUGCAAAAUUAUGGUCCAUUGGUUGAGCAAGAUGCAAGUUCCAGUAAGUAUGCGAAGUACACAGUACAUACUCUGGAGAAAAUGCUUCUCUCUCUCUUUCAGCCAAGGCCAGUGAGGUAUGGCAGUUUCAAAGGUAGGUCACCUGGUGGAAAACUUGAAGUAGAUCUUCGCCGUGCUACUUCUUCUGUUGUGUGAUUGCCCAAACCAGUUAAUUCUCUACUGCAGUAAACCCCAAAGACAGCCAUGCACAGUAUUACCUUUAUUGUUAGAUGGUCAACCUUUUAUCUUGUACAUAUGGACACCCUCUGGGGCCUGGGAACAAACUUCCUACAGACAUUGCCACCCCAUUACUCAAGGCAUCUCUACGAUGUUUAAUUUGCAAGUUAUCAGUUUGCAACUGAUAUGAGUUUCUAUCUCCACUGCUAGGAUGGCUCUGCGAGGCAAAGGGAAUAAUCUUGAUGUUUGCCAGAUGAAAGAAUGAACAAGUACGUAAGUCUGAUUGUAUCAGAUUCAUACACAAUACUUCUCAGCUAUAACUCCUCAUUUUAGUUUCAUAUUUAGUUAAUGAUUCAGUUAUGCAAAAGACUAGAUUAGGUGUAAAAUUCGUGGUACUGCAGUGAUUAAUUUAUCCCACCCAAUUUUCUUUAAGGAAUCAUAAGCAUCCCAGUCCUACAAUGAUAUACUUGUUAUUUGUACUAUUGGGUGUCUGUUCUUUGUUCAUCAACCUUGUAUUACAGACAUGAGUUCACCGAAACUAUUGACAAUAAAAUGUUGGUUAGUUC